Molecule: messenger RNA, 1713 nt
Organism: Zasmidium cellare ATCC 36951
Lineage: Eukaryota; Fungi; Ascomycota; Dothideomycetes; Mycosphaerellales; Mycosphaerellaceae
Exons: 4
Coding region: 1-1713 (570 amino acids)
Source: RefSeq, a predicted model, not a curated record
AUGUUUCUCUCAGUGAUCACUCCUGCCAUUCUGGGCCUAGACUAUGGCACUUUCAAGGGCCGCAACGAUCUCCUCACGAGUACGACCAGCUUUCUAGGCAUGCCCUUUGCGGUCGCCGGCCGCCUUGAGAACCCUCGUUUGAUAGGACCUCAAGACAAACUGUCUGGCGAGCAAGACGCGACAGACUACGGACCAGCUUGUCCUCAGCAAGAGCUUGUCGCCUCUCCCCUCGAGCAGGGCAAUGCAGAAGUGGGUGAGCUACUUGGUCUGAUCGAAGCUACAGUCCUGCCAAACAUUACCAGACAGGCAGAGGACUGCUUGAGUAUCAAUGUUCAAGUACCAAAAGGCAUCAAAGAUACUUCGAAACUACCUGUCUUGAUGUGGAUCCAUGGCGGUGGCUUUGAACUGGGGUCUUCAGGCUCUCUGGGCUCGGAAGCUACAGCCUUGCAAGGUGUCAUAUACCAGGGUGCGAAUCUCGUACAGCGCAGCAUCGACAUGAAACAGCCCGUGGUGUUCGUCUCUGCCAACUACCGCCUGAACUUCUUCGGGACCCUGGCAUCGAAGGAGGUCACAGAUGCUGGCAUCGCCAACCUCUUCUUGAAAGAUCAGGAUGUUGCUUUCGCCUGGGUACAGAAAUAUAUCUCGAAAUUUGGUGGUGACCCGUGGAAGGUCACGGUCUUUGGCGAAUCUGCUGGAGCCAUGUCCACGACUACGCACAUGGUCUUGAAGAAUGGCGAUGUCAGUGGCAAGUUCAGAGGCGCUUGGGUGUUCAGUGGCCCGGUUCGCAAAGUGCUUGACUACACUCAUGCACAGCCAAUAUUCGACCGUUUGAUGGGACGAAUCGGCUGCGGUAAUGCCGGUGACAAAUUGUCUUGCGCAAAGGCGGCCCCUUACGAGAGCAUUUACGCCGCUGUUCAAGGCGAGACAAACUUUCUCUCCUAUACUGCGACCUUGGUACCAUGGUAUCCGCGACCUGAUGGCGAGUAUCUCGUCGACGAUCCAGCUAAGCUCACAGGCGAGGGCAAAGUAGCCAACAUCCCAUUUGUCAUUGGCAACAUGGUCGACGAAGGCACGCUAUUCUCGUUGGUCAAUCAGCUCAAUGUGACCACAAACCAGGACAUUGUCAAUUACUUCCAGGAGGUCUAUUGUCAAGAGACUCCGCGAAGCCUCAUCGAAGAGCUCGUCGGUCUUUACUCUGAUGACCCAGCUGAAGGUUCUCCCUACGACACCGGUCUCAACAAUCAACUGGGUCCCAAGUACAAGAAGAUUGCGAGUAUGAUUGGAGAUUAUACUUUCACCUCAGGCCGUCGGACUCUGCUGAACGUCACUUCGACCCGCCAAAACACCUGGUCCUACCAAAUCAAGCAGAGCCUACCUCUUCUCGGUCAGAUCUCGCUCUUAAAUCCACUCCAGGUCUCCAACCUCCCCAUUCUAGGCUCUUUCCACAUUUCAGACGUGGUCCUCAACGCAUUCGGCACCAUCCCCGCUGCACUGAGAAAGAACACUCUCAACAUCAUGAGCAGCCUCGUGCAGUUUGCGAACAACCUCGAUCCAAAUACUCAAGGCCUUGGCCUGCCCACUUGGCCAAAGUACAAUCCCAACCAGCCUCAGCAAUUUCAAUUCCGUGAGGACGGAUGUCGUAUUACUGACGAUGGGUAUCGCAAGACGCAAAUGGACUUCCUGGAGAGAAAUGCUGCUCAAUUGAGGGCUUGA